Messenger RNA from Carya illinoinensis, 1248 nucleotides. RefSeq names its product zinc transporter 1-like. Bases 121 to 1209 code for a protein of 362 amino acids. Gene Ontology annotation, molecular function: zinc ion transmembrane transporter activity. NCBI's taxonomy places the organism in Eukaryota, Viridiplantae, Streptophyta, Magnoliopsida, Fagales, Juglandaceae. The transcript is spliced from 4 exons. Gene Ontology annotation, biological process: zinc ion transmembrane transport. Gene Ontology annotation, cellular component: plasma membrane. The record is from RefSeq and is a predicted model, not a curated record.
UUCAAUACUGCAACCAGUGCAUUCUUUUUCCUUUUAGUAUAAGAAGGAAACUUGGCCUUGAUCUCUGAAUGAAACAAACACAAUUCCUAAAGCUUUUUUCUUCAUUAAUUUGCACUCACCAUGGUUAUUAAUCUUCAAUCUUGUUCUUUUAAAAUUUUGAGCUGCAUAUUAUUCUUUGUUACUCUUCUCCUCCCCACCAUAUCUGGUGAUUGUACUUGUGAUGCUGAGGCCACAGAAACACACAAUAGCAGCACAGCACUUAAAUACAAACUGGGUUCAAUAGCUUGCAUUCUUGUUGCAAGUGCUAUUGGGGUAUGCAUCCCAUUGCUAGGAAAGAAGUUCCCAGCUCUUAGCCCGGAAAAUGAUAUCUUUUUCAUGAUCAAGGCCUUUGCCGCCGGUGUGAUUCUGGCAACCGGGUUCAUUCAUAUCCUGCCAGAUGCAUUCGACAAAUUGACUUCACCAUGCCUCGAUCAAAAUCCAUGGGGGAAUUUCCCCUUCACAGGUUUCUUUACCAUGGUUUCAGCAAUUGGAACGUUGAUGGUGGAUACCUAUGCCACCAACUAUUACGAGCGCUCUCACUUCAAUAAACAGGUAAAUGCAGAUGAAGAGAGGUCGGGCAGCGAGCACGCGGGUCACGUACAUGUUCACACACACGCCACACAUGGGCAUGCUCAUGGCUCAUCAAUCAGUACCCCUUCCCAACAUGGAACGGCCAAUUCGUCGGAGCUAAUACGUCAUCGUAUUAUUGCACAAGUAUUGGAGUUAGGAAUUGUAUUCCAUUCAGUGAUUAUUGGAGUAGAUAUGGGUGCUUCUCAAAGCGUUGGGACAAUAAAGCCUCUCCUUGUGGCCUUGUCUUUCCAUCAAUUUUUUGAGGGUAUAGGUCUUGGUGGCUGCAUCUCUCAGGCAAAAUUCAAGAGUAGGUCUGCAGCAAUAAUGGCAACAUUUUUCUCAGUGACAACCCCAUUAGGGAUUGCAAUUGGCAUUGGAAUAUCAAGCACUUACAAAGACAAUAGCCAAACUGCUCUGAUUGUUGAAGGGAGUUUCAAUGCUCUUGCAGCUGGGAUUCUGAUUUAUAUGGCACUUGUUGAUCUAUUAGCAGCAGAUUUCAUGAACCCAAGAGUGAAACAAAAUGUAAGGAUUCAAAUAGGAGUAAAUUUCUCACUUCUUCUAGGGGCUGGAUGUAUGUCUCUCUUGGCCAAAUGGGCUUGAGGUGUUUUACGUGCGGUUUGGAAAGUGAGAUAAGAUGAG